Lytechinus variegatus (green sea urchin) is the source of this 3465-nucleotide messenger RNA. Its product is annotated as phosphatidylinositol N-acetylglucosaminyltransferase subunit Q-like. Bases 176 to 1993 code for a protein of 605 amino acids. The transcript has 9 exons. Lineage: Eukaryota; Metazoa; Echinodermata; Echinoidea; Temnopleuroida; Toxopneustidae. The record is from RefSeq and is a predicted model, not a curated record. Gene Ontology annotation, biological process: GPI anchor biosynthetic process. Gene Ontology annotation, cellular component: membrane; endoplasmic reticulum.
AAUGAAUGAUGAGUGCUUGAAUAUUGCAUGAAAAAUUUGUGUCGUUCGAGACGCUGUAAGUUCAGGACCAACCGGUAGGAUAGAUGGAUGGAGCUCGACAGUCUGAAAUUUGACCAAGUAUUUAUCAUUCAAUAGCCUGCACUGUGGGAUUGAAAUGGAAAUUUGAAUUGUUUGGAUGCAUCUCGGAUGGGAAAGUAUGGAGGGGACUGCUGUACUCAAAAUCUUCUUCCCUGAAAGCUUGUUGAAUGCAAGGAGUGGGUUAUGCCUUGGAACCACACACCCAGACAAACGGUGCAUGUGUGUUUUAGCCAUUGUCCAUCCAUCUAAAGAUGACCAUGCUCCAGAACUAGAGAAUAAUCUCCCUGUCAUCGGUAUGUAUGAGAACGUGAGCAGAGACCCGAGACCAGAUACAGAUAAGAAGAGCCGUCACGUAGGCUGCAUCGUUGAAAUUACACAAGAACAUCACAAUGAGAUUCCAGCUUGUAGGAUUGUCCGAUCACCAUGGCAACAUGUAGGCUGUCCAGGGAACAUCCGCAUUCUCUUCAUACUUUUCAAUGAUUAUCAUAUACUGAACGCCCAGUAUGUCUGUUUAGACGAUAGCAAGCGGGGUGCAGAUGCAGCGAAGAAUGAUUCUCAUGGAUCCAUGCCCUCCAUGUUGAAAGAACACAAGAAACCCAUAACCCACCAAUGUGAGUCGGUAGACUUCUUAUUUUCAGCUGUCCGUCACUUUUCUAAGACUGCACUCCCACUCCCGGCGUCUCCUCCCAAUAUACCCAUGUCAUGUAUACAAAGAGACUCCAGUAGUAAAGGAUUUCGUAUAUGCAGUCAAAUCUGUGAGAUUUGUUUUAUCUUGCCAGUUUUAUUCAUGAGAUCUCUGUUUUACUGCUUGGACAGUAUCAAGGAAACAAGAUUAAUUCAGAGUGACCGCCUGUAUGGAUUUCUCACGUUCCCCUCGACUGGAUCUCAUCUUGCCAAUAAAUCAAACCAGUUCUGGGAGUUCAUGAGGAAGGACGACAAAGGUAGAGAAGAGGGAUUAUCAGAAGAGGUCAGAAGGUCUAGCAAUGAUUUCAUCAGGGUAGGCAAUUCAUUUUCUACUUUGAUGGUUGAUCUUGUACUUGGUGUUUUGAUGUUGGUAUGGAUGUACAAUGCUGAUCUACCAUCCUUUCUAGCAGCUAUUGUCCAAGAUUGGGCCGAUCAAACGGGCAUUGGUCUUCAGCGUUUACUACACUGGUUAAUGGGUGCCCCAGCUGGUCUGAAGCUCAACACAUUCUUGGCUCACUUCUUAGGAAAUUUCUUUCUCUAUCAUGUCUAUCUGUGGAUUGGAUAUCUAAGUGUUCUACUUCCUAUAAUGACUUCACUGCUUUGGUGUAUAGCAGGAGCCGGGAUACUAGGGUUAUCUGUUCAGCUAGCGCUGUUUUCUGACCUGCUAUCUGUUCUCACUUUCCAUAUCUACUGUUUCUAUGUGUAUGCUGCAAGAAUCUACAGUCUUCAGAUGUCAGGAUUGCUUUCCUUGGCGCGUCUCUUCCAGGGCAAGAAAUGGAAUGUUCUUCGUCAGCGGGUCGAUUCGUGUUCCUACGAUGUUGAUCAGCUCUUCAUGGGGACGCUCCUCUUCACCAUCCUAUUCUUCAUGUUACCCACCACAGCUCUCUUCUAUGUUGUCUUUACCCUGUUACGUCUAGUGAUCCUAUGCAUCCAAAGCCUUCUCACUCUCCUGAGGGAGCUACUCCAUACCUUCCCAUGGUUCUCUCUGUUACUAUGGCUCGGCGGGUCAAACAUGCUCAACAAGGAAGUCCACUUCCAAGUGCUUCCUGUAUCGUCUUGGCAACCAGCUUCGCUAUCUCUACAGAUUCAGUUGAUGUCUUUGCAAGAAGCACUUCAUGUUGGACAGACUCCUGCCGUCACUCUCAAACCAGAGAAGAUGUCAUUGUUACUCAUUUUUAGAAAGCUUGUCAGAGGUCAACUGAUAUAUCCAUGGGGUGGGGACCACAGUUAAGCAUCCUGGGGGGGUGUUUCACAAAGAUUUAUGUGUGACUUAACGGAACGUUGCAAGAUACUUGCGAUCAACUGCAAGUCUAUUUUCGUUCCCGAAAUCAAGCAUAUGCCAUGCAAUUAAUUGCACAGUUGCGAUUGAUUGCUAAUCUGCUAAAUGAAAUAAGGAGUGUAAGCUGAUUUGUUAUAGAGAAACGUGAUCAAUCAAUCGUAAAAUUGCAACAGAAUAUUUGCACGUAAUUGCAAGUUUUUUUUCUCGCAACACCCCCUUAGGUUCGCACUUCAUUUCCUAGUUGCAUGAGCUAUACAACACAUGACCCCAUUGGUUAAAUCAUGCUUAGUGGAAGUGUACUAAUGUGUAUUUAUCAACAAGACUGCACAUUUAAUAUCAUGUGCGUGCUGGCAUUUAAGCAUAAAUGUAAGUCACACUCAAUUUUUGUGUGAAACACUCCCAAGGAUUAAGAAUUAACUCAACACACACUGAGUGAUAAAGCCAGGGGGUGUUUCACAAAGAUUUAAGUACGACUUAGAGUCGCAGUUAAAUACCUAUGUGUAUAGAUUAUGUAACGUGCAGUAGUGCGCAUCCUCUUGGCAUGAUCCCAUCAAUGCGGUCUUGCAUUUUAUUACGCACGCAACUAGGCAUUUAAGUGCGACACUAGGUCAUUCUUAAAUCUUUGUGAAACACCCCCCCCCUCCCCUGAGGUCUUGUUAAGGCAGUAUAUAUUCAUCAUAAUAUUAGCUUUGAUAAGAUAAGAAAAACAGAACAAAUUCAACCAAUGAUAAAAUUGCAAUAGAAAUGAGGAGUAGCAGAAAAAAGAAAAGGAAGAUUAGAAAGCCAUAUUUGAUCAGAGUGUUUCAGGUGGUGCUUGAAUCUGUUAUGAAAUAAAAUCGAGGUUAUACAUGUAGGGAAUGAAAAUCGCGACUGAAGUGUAUGAAAGCAUUUGAGAGUAUGGUGUUGAAGGAUGGCCAUGUCAGUGUUGGGGGAAAAAAAAAGCACCCUACUUGUGGUGAGGCUAGUGUUAUAUCCCUCAGUGCAUAGCUAUCUAGAACAGUAACAGCUGGGCCCACAAUUAAUUGGGCAAACAUCAUUUUUUUCGGAGUAUUUCUGUUUCAGAUCUGUAUUUCGAGCGAGAAAAUAUGGAUUAUUUUGCUUCUGGUUUUCUGAUUUGAAGACGUUAUUAUCCAUUACACCUUUAAACCAUGUAUUAAAUUUGUCAUUAAGCCUUUGAAUAUACUGAUAACUGAUAAGUCCCACAUCUUGGAAAUGCAUGCAUGCCAAAAUAACGGCUUUAAAAAGUGAUUAUUGUUAUUGUGGAAUCAGUGUAAUAGCUCAUAUCAGAUACAGCCAGAUGGAUUUGCUUUUCAUAUAAUGUCUUUCAUCACUCUUAAAAAUGUUGUGCCUGAUUUAUUUUUGCAUAUUAUUUCUUUAUCAGAGAAGCGAUAAUUUUGUAAUAAAAGUUGUGUUUAUUUGAUUGA